CACCACCAGUUGGAAGAGGUGGAAACGGCAACGUACUUGAAGUCGCUGGCGGGGUUGGUGUAACGCUAGGUUGUACACUUUUUCUAUUCGACGGUCGCUGGCGAUUGGCAAUUUCACUUCGAAUUUUGAUAAAUUCUGCUCGUUUUGGACAGGAACGACUGUUCGUAGCAUGCUCUUUGUCACAGUUGAGACACUUGAUUUAUUCGGCUUCCUCAACAAGACAAUCCAUUGUUCGAUGCGAACUUGCACAUUUAAUGCAGCGACUCUUGAUAUGGCAAUUCUUUGUGCAAGCAGUUGGAACACUGCGUGACAUCGCGAUGAAUCGGUUUGUAUCGCUCCCAUUGCACGAUGAUGUUGAAUAGGGCGGUGAUUGUUUUCACUGUGCUUAGUGUAGUUGACCCCCUGGUCAGGUGGAUCAGGCCGCAAGCGACAAGCUCCGUUUUUAACUCGUCCAGUUCCAAUUCCGGUAAACCACGCAGUACAACUUUGAAUGGUUUUGUAGCUGCAAUAUCGUGAGUGAAAUACUCCGCUUUUGUUUGCUUCAGGUAAGCCUCUACUGCCUUGUAAUGUGAGGUGGAUGGAACGACGAUUUUGUAGCCGUCCGUGCAUAACCUCAGGGUAGCUACCAGCCUUUUGUUGAUAAGUUCAUCAAAGUGUUGCCUUAGCCCAGGCGGGAAACCUUAUACGUAGAAAGGCGGCAUUUUCUCCUUCUUUUCCGCUUUCUCGGUAGUUUGGUCAGCCAGCGAUGCAAACUUGUUAGCAGCUAGUAUCUUCUUGGCGAUUCCAUCAUUCUUUUCAGCAGGGUCACGAGGACGCUUAUUGCUUUGCUCCUUACUGUAACCCGUUUUUCCCAUUUCGUUGGGACCCGACAACGUACUGUUGUAUAACGAAUGCGAUAGGUAAAAUAAACGAAUGCGAUAGGUAAACUAAAACUUUCAAUUGUUGUAACAAACACGUGAGACGAAGAAUAAUGGUUUACUUGAGGAAAAACUGUGUCUUAUAUAGCCCAAAGAGUGCAUUCCCGGCUAACUAGGUACUCCAUUCUGUCGUCCUUUUUAGGGAAAAGCAGCAAGCAACCAAUCAAAAGUCGACAUUUGUGUUUCGACAAUGUUCAACUAUUUUCAAUAGUACAAUAGUUCGAACAAUCAGAUUACAAUUUUCUGCAUUUGGACGGGUGCUUAAAUGAUUUUUCAAUCGAUUGCUGCAAAAAUGACAGGAAUCUGUUGGAAACUGACUGAGUUUAAAGUUUGAAAUUGGACAAUUUUCGUGACGCUCUCGACGUUUUCGGUUUUGAAAUUGGAUCCCUGUGUUGAAGUUGUAUAUGUUGCCGUAAGACGUAUUCUACGUCAAAGACUUUGGUAGUACAAGUUUUUUGUCUUGUAAAUGAUUGCUUUGAAUGCGCCUAACUUCGACUCAAAAAUUCAUGACGCUAAAAAUGUAGAACGCGUAUGUAGGCCGAGCGUUUUCGCCCAACGUUUUUUGGGGCAGUUGGCUAAAUGCGCUUCGCAUGUGUAAGAUUAUAAAGUCCUAUGUAAUCAUCGUCACUAUCAAAAUCAUCCAAAAUAUCACAGUCCAGGUCCGUAUCACUGUCAAGCUCCUGCAUCAACAGCUCAGUAAUCUGUCGGUCAGACAACGAUGAAAGUUUCAAUUUCUGUCGUCGUUUCAUGACUGAACAAGAAACAGAUCUAUAAACCAUGCUAUGAGAUCAGCGAAAAUUUUCAUGUUGGCAGUGCCCAAAACUGUCUUUAGACGGCAUUCGCUUUUUUGAUAAUACUUCAGUAUUUUAAAGUUGAAUAAAAACAAAACUUAUACAAUCCUGAAAUAUAAAGCAAUUAUAUAGCCAUCAAGUUAUUUUGAAUCAAAUUUCUCACUGAUAUAUUUUUUUAUAUCACUGCAGGGUGAAGUGCAAGAUAAUUAAUUUUCCCGAUUUGGUCGUUUAUGCAAAUUUCAAGUUUGAUGGUUGCUAUCGUGCGAUUCAGAUGAUCGAGGUGGCCACUCUAUCGGGAAACGCGGGAAAAAGUCGAGAAUUGCAUUACUUCGAGAAAAUGCGGGAUAAAGUCGAGAAUUUCUUUAUUUCAUCAGGAAUUUUUCGUUGGUGCAACGUAUUGUGCAAUUACAAAUGGUGGAGGAGUUGUGGAUUUCGUCGUCAACAAAUCACUCAUCCCAUAACUCUUACGCAAAAUAAGAAGAGGGCUUGAAUGCAAAGAAAAUGAAGUAGACGAGAGUGAAAAUGCAACAAAGCGAAAGCGGGAAGCAGACUAAGAAGUAGAGGAGCUGGAGGUGCAGGGCUGCAAGUUGGUCACUUAAAAGUCACAUUAUUCAUCAGUAGUCAAUUUUUGACGUUGACUAACGUCUAUAUCGAAGUUAGGCACCUGAAUUUGAAAAUCUAGUAAUUUAACCAGGGAAAACCAGGGAAAAGUGGUCAGGUUUUGAGCGCUUAUUUUGCAGUCAUCUAUAAUCAGGUUUUCGAGGUUUUGGCAUCAAUCGAUCAGAAAUUCUUUUACUGUUAAAUUUAUGUAACAAAAACAAACUAUUGUUUGAGAUACACUAUUGAAAAAUUGGUAAUCAACAUGUAUUGUCUAAAUCAUACCGCGCAGCCAAUCACUACCUCUCUUCCCAAGCACAGUCGAUACUAACGGAUACAAUCGAUCUGACUUUGUUGUUAUUGUUGUUGUCAUUUUCUGUUUCCGAUGCUUAUUUGCGUUCCUUGUCAAUCCAUUCUCUAUGUAGCCCCUCCUUCUUUCUUACUAACUGACGAAGCCUUGGUAUAAAACGUACUGUUCGAACAUUUCACCCCAUCAGUUUCAUUACUAAACCGUACCGAUCACAUACGGACGCUAGGUGUUAGCAGCUGAAAGGAGGAAAGACAAAAUAGUACCGGUCAUCUCGUGCCGGUUUCACCUGUAAUGCUGAUGGCUGUUAGUAAUACAUGGCUACUCUACUGCAAAAUACUAAAAUGGCUGGAAAUCUGGACGGAUUAACCAGAAAACAAGAAUAUAUUCGGCAACUGGCACCUUUUGGUACCUCGAAAUUUUGUUACAGAAGCGGCUAAUUGAAUUUUCUGUUUUACAAAAUGCUGCUGCUAGCGGAAAAAACCUUGCAAAUAUGCAUUUUUUUGUUAGUGUUAAUUUUACGACAGCAGCCGGCCGCUAUCAUUUGUUUUAAUGGGAUACUAUUUGUUUUAAUGGAAUAUAAGAAUACAGUAGUCAACGUCAUGCGGUCUUGUCUUGAAUACCACCCUCCUACUAUUUUUUUAUCAGAAAGACACUAAAUUCACUUAUUUUGACCAGCUGACCAAGUGACUUCUUUCAUCAACCCUGCUUUAGAAUUGCAUAAAACGUCGAAAUCUGGUGCUAUCUAAAAAAAAAAUUAACCAACUUUGUGGGACUUCUCAAGAUGGAAAAACCAAUUAAAUUUGAAAUGAAGAACCGGGUUCCGGCCCGGAGUCCGGGUCGAAAACUAAUCUGGAGUCUGGGAAUGGAAGUUGCCAGUUUUUUCGAAAAGGCGUUUUCAGUGAGAGAAGCAAUCAUAAAUUCUCAUAUGUAUAUUUCAAUUUACUGUUUCGAUUUCUAAGAACAAUGCAAAAUAUGUUUACUGUCAGAGGCGAAUGCCAAAUUAAGUAAAGCCUCUUUAAAAACAAAAAAUAAGUUUAUUGUACAAUCUUACUAUUACUACUAGUUAUAAGUAAUGGUGUGCGAAACUGGCUUUUCUGGUGUCGAAACGAAACGAAAUUAACCCUUAAUUUCGGUUUCGCCAAAUUAGUCGAAACGAAAUCAAGCUGGAUUUCGAGUUCUCGAGACAAAACGAAAUGGUCUCUAAAUUUCGCGAAAUUUCGAAAAAUAAAAUAAACGCUUCUGAAACAUAGCAUUACAAUGAUUUGAAUCGCAAGGUGCUUACCUAGUCAACGAAGAGUAACGUAGGUAUUCAGACAUCGAAAAACCGACAAUGACGAGAAUAUCAAAAAUGGUAAAAACUAAAAUCUUGAAGUAUGUUGGAAGGUACUAUCAUUUCACUUUGCUACCAAGCCACCCAAGUGAACGUAUGCAGCCACUGGUCUAAUCUACACAAUCAGGGAUGCUGUCGGAGUGCAGAUCAAUAUCGCUCUAUCGAUUUCUAUCACCGAGAAGAAUAAUCGUCAACUCAUCGUUAGAUUUACCAACGACGGUGAGAUCAGUCUCCAAUCGAUCACGGCCGCAUUCGGGUGUCCCAAGGGGGAACCAAACAAUCAACUCAAAUCAACUCACCGAAUAAUUGUACGUUAGUCUAAGAAUAAAGUUAAUAUAGUAGUACGUGUAGUGUCAUCAAUAAAAAGCCGUUGUUUAAGUGGUAUCAAGGUGUAUUUGUUCUGGUACCCACAUUGCCCAGCUCGGAAAGAAAUUGGACCUACAACUCACCAGUCGAAAAACAACCCACUCCAGGCGGAAUCGGAAGGUCAGUCGUCAUUUCACCUACAUAAGCUGGUCCUUCGAACCGGAUCCAAAUUGGUUGGAUCUGGACCCCCAAGUGACGACAGCGUGGAUCCAUCUAUUCGACGUUGCGGAACACAAAGGAUCGAGGGCUAUUAUCAACGGCAACAAAGGAGCGACACCGCCUUUGUCAUUCUACGACGCUCACGACGCCAUUUUGGACGCUACACUCAUCAACUCUGGUAAUGUACUUGAACCGCUAAUGCAUGGUGGCGGAAUUUCUGGAUUUCGGGGUUGGACCUUUAUCUUCGAUCGGGAAACUUACUGGAGACUGGAACUGAGGGCAUCAUUCAUAAACGGGACGCGACAUCAUUAGCAGUGGGUGGUGCCAAUCAACCGUGAUCUGGAUUCGCAUCGCCUUCACAAGUAGACGAGAUUAGCACGGUGGGCUAACGUGGUUCGUACAAUCAUCCCAGGGCUUAAUUAAAUUUCUGCAGUAUCGCCAUUUGGUUUGGGCUCUGGACAUCGCACAUCGGCCGUUUUGACCAGGUAAAAUUACACAUAGUUAUGUCCAGCUGUGGCCUGGACUCUUUCGGGUAUUAUUCUAAAUAUAAAUUUACCUUUCGAUGCAAUUUGACUUGUGCUUCUUUGCGGACUGAGCCUUGUUGGUAGUUCUGACGUAUAAGGAGUGGUCUUGGAUGUUGAUCGAUUUUGUUUGUGUCAUCAAAUAGUUCUCAAAGGUGAGACUAUAAUAUAUGUCCUGCGAAGCAGGACGUCUUUUUGAAUACUACACCCGCAUUUUCCUUUUCGAACGCAUUGGUUAAAUAUUUCUGGUUGGAAGUCACUCUGGUUGUCGUUGGUUGAAGCACCUACACUGGUUAAUAGGAGCAGACAAUAUUUGUCCAGGUAUUGAGCUCACUUGUGUACCGGAAACACUCGAGGCCAUUGUCAGUACGGGUGUGAAAAGAUUUUGGUGACGCUGUCAGUUCUCCAGGUAGGCUGAGACAGUAUAUAUUUAGCCUAAGGAGGCCUAUUUUGGAUACUACAUUCGAGUUUCUUCUCCACUAAAUCAUUUCACACGAACCGGAACGUCAUCAUGCCAGCUGCAGCAUCCACGACAAAAAAGGUGGCCUCACUAAAGUCACUUCAAGCGAAGCUGAAGGGUUUGCACGCUUCGUUCAACAACAUAGUGGACUACGUAUCAAAUUACCACGAGGAAUUUACCGCUAGCCAGAUAUCAGUAUGCUUAGAGCAUUUGGCGGAGCUGUGGGAAAAGAUUGGAGAGUUGGUUGGUGAGGUGGAGUCCCAUGAGGAUUUUGUGGUUGAAGAUGAUGCCUUUGCCAAGGAGCGGUUGGAUUUCGAAAACCGUUAUUUCCAUGUUAAAUCUUCUUUGCUGGACAAGACCAAAGAGUUGCAGGAUCCUCCGGUUCAAGAUCAUUCUGCAGUACAGGUCGACAAUUCCAUGCAUGUUUCGUCGGAUCAUGUUCGUUUACCUCAAAUAAAACUCCAAACUUUCGACGGUAACAUCGACGAGUGGCUCAGCUUUAGGGACCUUUUCACAUCGUUGAUUCACUGGAAGGUAGAGCUGCCAGAUGUGGAGAAACUGCAUUAACAAAUUAAAGGGUUGUCUACAAGGAGAGGCGAAGGCGCUAAUCGAUCCUCUGAAAAUAACGAGAGGAAACUAUCAAAUUGCUUGGGAAACAUUACUGAAACGCUAUAACAAUAGCAAAUUGUUGAAGAAGCGGCAAAUUCAAUCGCUUCUAAAACUUCCUUCGGUGGCUAAGGAGUCUGAAGUCGAAUUACAUACACUUUUGGAGAGUUUCGAACGAGUUAUUCACACCUUGUAUCAGAUUGUACAGCCAAAUGACUACAAGGAUCUGCUGUUGGUUAAUAUUCUCAGUUCCCGUUUGGAUCCCAGCACACGCCGAAGUUGGGAGGAACAUUCAGCGACUAAGGAACAGGAUACCCUAAACGAUCUAACGGAUUUUCUGCAGCGUCGAGUUCAAAUUUUAGAAUCUUUGCCAUGCAAGCUUACAGAAAGCAAGCGCGAAUCGUCACCUACUAGGAAGAGGAUACAACCAUUUCGAGUCAGCCACAAUGCAGUUCAAACGUCAACUGGGAAAUGCUCCGCUUGUCCCGAAAAUCAUUGGCUAUACACUUGUCCCACUUUCCAAAAGAUGUCGGUAGCUAGUAGAGAAUCUUUGUUGCGCACUCAAUCGCUGUGUCGUAACUGCUUCAAGCGAGGUCAUCAGGCUAAGAGCUGUUCUUCCAAAUAUUCUUGCAGGAAAUGUAAAGGUCGGCAUCACACACUGGUUUGCUUCCAGAAAGAUGGAGAAGGCGAGAAACAAAGGACAACCGAAGAGCCUGGACCAUCUAGAAACAAUGCGGUUUCGUUAGCGGACACGAGUAUGAGAACUGCAAACACAUCAGUAACGGAAAUAAUAUCAACCAACUUCUCGCAAAAGCGAAGCACUAAUAUACUACUUGCUACUGCUGUGGUUCUGGUCGAGGACGAUGAAGGCUUACAGUACCCUGCACGGGCGUUACUCGAUUCGGGAUCGGAAUGUAAUUUCAUCUCGGAGCAACUUCGUCAAAGGUUAAAGGUGUCCAGGGAAAGGGUGGAUAUUGCAGUACUCGGAGUAGGUCAAGCAUCGAAAAGGGUGACUCAACGCAUCGCGGCUACAGUGCACUCACGGGUUUCUGAAUUUUCAAGGAAAAUGGAAUUUUUGGUUUUACCAAGGGUUACGGUGAACCUACCAAUAACAACGGUGCAGAUUUCGGAAUGGAAAUUCCCAGAAGGAAUUCAUCUGGCGGAUCCAGCCUUUUUCCAAUCAAAAUGUGUCGAUUUGGUUCUCGGUAUCCAGGCCUUUUUCAGCUUUUUCCGGACUGGCAACGAAUUCACACUGGGUGACGGUCUGCCACGGCUAACUGAAUCGGUUUUCGGUUGGGUGGUGUCCGGUGAGAUACAAUCAGCGAAAAUUUCUUCAUGUAUCACGUGUAACUUGACGGUAUCAGACACUUUGGAACAGUUAAUGGAGCGGUUUUGGGCCUGUGAGGAUAUGGGCAACUGCAACAACUAUUCGCCAGAAGAGGCGCGCUGCGAGGAGCAGUUUGGGCGUACUACUCGAAGGGAAUCUGAUGGUCGGUAUACUGUUUCGCUCCCAAAGGAUGAAUCAACAUUUUCGCUGCUUGGUAUGUCAAAAGAUAUUGCUUUAAAGCGUUUUCAAGGGCUAGAGAGGAGGUUGGAUCGAGACACCGAACUUCGUAAGCAAUAUGCAACUUUCAUGAUGGAAUAUUUGAUCUUAGGACACAUGAAAAGGGUAGAAACUAGCGAGCAAGCAGAAGUCAAGAGAUGUUAUUUGCCGCAUCAUCCUGUGGUAAAGGCUUCUAGUACUACAACAAAGGUCAGGGUGGUCUUCGAUGCUUCAUGCAAAACAUCGACUGGCAUCUCUCUCAAUGACGCACUUCUCAUUGGCCCGAUAGUUCAGCGAGACCUCAGUUCUAUCAUACUCCGUAGCCGAACUCGCCAAGUAAUGGUUGUCGCAGACGUGGAGAAAAUGUUCAGGGAAAUUAACAUGGAUCAGGCGGAUUCUCCGCUACAAAGCAUUUUAUGGCGUUUUAAUCGUGACGACGAAAUUGCAACGUACGAACUCAGCACCGUUACAUACGGGACAAAACCGGCCCCAUUUUUGGCCACUCGUACCCUGAAACAGCUAGCAAUGGACGAGAGUGAGAGGUUUCCCUUGGCAGCCCAGGCAACUGAGGAAGAUACAUAUAUGGACGAUGUGAUAUCUGGGGCGGACGACAUCAAUACCGCAGUUGAAUUAAGAAGGCAGCUAGUUUCCCUGUUUGAAAGUGGAGGUUUGCAAUUACGAAAAUGGAUAUCUAACAACGAGCGAGUUUUGGAAGGUAUACCCAACGAAAAUCUGGCACUCCCCAAUACGAACGAGGUAAAUUUGGAUCAUGAGUCAUCGGUAAUGACAUUGGGGUUGACAUGGUUGCCCAAAGCGGACUGCUUGCGGUUUCAGUUUGCUAUUCCGGCAUUGCUUUCUGAUCAACUUCUAACCAAACGCAAGAUUCUCUCCAUAAUCGCAUCGCUUUUCGACCCCCUAGGGCUCCUGGGAGCAACAAUUGUGAAGGCUAAAAUCUUCAUGCAAAGUCUUUGGCAUCGUGUUAAUGCAGGAGGCAAACGAUUGGAGUGGGAUGAGAUACUUCCAGCAACGGUGGGUGAGGAGUGGCGUAUAUUUCAUUCUCAAUUGCCCACACUGAACACUCUUCGCGUUCCUCGCUGUGUCGUCGUAGCUUGUGCUGUUUCUACUGAGAUACACUGUUUUUCGGAUGCCUCGGAAAGGGCAUAUGGCACUUGUCUAUACUUGCGUAGUACGGAUAAAAACGGGAAUUAUACAGUCCAUCUUCUAACUUCUAAAUCGAGGGUCGCACCACUCAACGUACAGUCGCUGCCUAGGCUAGAGUUGCGGGGCGCUUUGCUUGCUGCACAACUAGUGGACAAGGUGUUGGAUGCCCUUAAAGGGACGUAUAGGGUCCAUUUGUGGACGGACUCGACCUGUGUCCUUCAAUGGAUCAAAGCACCACCAAGUCCAUGGACAACAUUUGUGGCAAAUCGGGUCUCAAAGAUCCAAGCACUUUCGGAAAAACAUAAUUGGAACCAUGUACCUGGAAUUUCAAACCCCGCAGACUUGAUCUCGCGUGGUAUUUUACCAAAUGCAUUGGAAGGAAACCGCGUUUGGUGGGAGGGCCCAGACUGGUUGAAAAACGGAAAAGGAAGAGUGGCCCAAUCAACCCGAUAUAACACUGGAUACUAUAUCAGAGCGGCGACAACGCACGGUGAUAUGCGUCGCAUCGGACGCGCCUUGCUUCAGCUCUAUGUUCGUUUCUAA
This is a messenger RNA of Wyeomyia smithii (pitcher-plant mosquito), 9304 nucleotides long. RefSeq lists its product as uncharacterized. The record is from RefSeq and is a predicted model, not a curated record. Lineage: Eukaryota; Metazoa; Arthropoda; Insecta; Diptera; Culicidae. Gene Ontology annotation, molecular function: nucleic acid binding. The transcript has 2 exons. The coding region runs from base 5999 to 9304 and encodes 1101 amino acids.